UAUCAACUUUGCUGAGCAGGUUUAAUCAGUCUUCACAAAAUUAAACUCCGUCAUGCCAAAUGACAUCGGCGCAAAGACAAUUUUAAUUUGUAAUGUGUAAUUUGUGAUGUGGACGGUCGACGUGACAUUACCAGAACAUUUCUUAUUUUAAAUUAAUAUAAAUUUUGUAGGGAUGGCUUUAGUGAACAAAGUGCUGGUCCUAUGGGCCUACUUAUCUCUGCUGACUGCGGGUAUAAAUGGCCGCACGCCCCCCACCCUCUCCAUGCCCCGGGACUGGAUGGUGGGCGAGCAGGAGCCCGUGGGGGCGGUGGUGGCGAGGAUCACCGCCCAGGACGACGAGGGGGACGUCGUCCACUUCAGUGUCGCCCCGCCCAAGUUUGGGGACGACGGGUCGAGCCUCGUCUCCGUGGACCAGGGCGGCGUGGUGCGCGUCGCCAAGUCCCUUCAGGGCCUGGGCGGCCGGAAUUUUUUCGUGGGGAUCGUGGCGACGGACGGCGAGUUCACGACACGCAGCGAGACCAGGCUGGAGGUGCAGUCCCCUCAUGGCAAGACCCCCCGCGGGGGGUUGUGGGCAGCCCUCAACCCCAACUCAUCCCCACCGUUUGGGGCUGCGUUCCCCCCACUGGGAGUGCCUGCAAACCCCGCAUUGGGGCUACCAGGAAGGAGACCCACCAUACCUAUACCUUUCAACGAGCCUGAGCCGUCCGGGUCGCCGCCUCUUCUGAUGUUGCCCACCCCGGCGACGUGGCGGGUGCCUGCAUCAUCGUCUCUCAACGCCCUCGUGGCCGUGGUCGAGGCGCGCGACCUGAGCGGCGAUGACUUCUUCUUCACCAUCAAAGAUGCCGAGGAUCUCCUCACCAUCGACCGCAAUACAGGAGAAGUCAGAGUCAAGGCCUCCCUGAAGGAUAAGAUGGGAGAGCACUUCGUGCGAGUGGAGGUCUCCAACAGACACGGCACUGCUGACGAGGACGUAUUGCUGCACGUCGUCUCUGAUGAAACAGACGAUGAACCAAGCAGCAAACACACGUCAACUGAAGUGGAACUUGAACCCAGCACCAGACCCACCCUCAUCGCCAUCAUCAACAAUGGACCGACACCACCAGCCACCACCGUCCGUCCACCGGUGCUGGAGGACAACGUGGAGAUGAAGGACACGGCCACCGUGAUGACGGUGGCCGUGUCCGCGGCCAGCGUAAUGCUCGGCCUCGCGUGCGGGCUGUUGUCCUGGUGCUGCUGCUGCAGGAAACCGGAUAAGAAACCGCAGAAAAAGUUAUCCUCGAAGGAAAGCAGCAUGAAAUUCGACAAGAAGAGCCUCGAGCUGACGCCGGUUUCGUCCGCAUCCAGCAGCCUCAGCAGAAUGGAAUCCCAAAUCCUACCGAGCGCCAUCCCUCCGAUCCUGCGAUUCUGGGAGCGCCGCGCCAGCGAAAACAAAUACGAAGAUGGUCACAUCCCUCCAGCCCCUUCAUCCCGAAGCAACAGCACCAAAGAUUCAACGUUAACUCUCACGAACGAUUCCAUAGACGAGUGGGAGUUUCCUAGACACAAACUCAAAGUUUUGGGUAUCCUGGGUGAAGGAUGCUUCGGCCAAGUUUGGAAAUACGAGGCCACGGACCUCAAAGGACCAGACACUGGGAAAACUUUCGUCGCCGUCAAAACCCUCAAAGAAUCAGCCGGUUUACAGGAGAAGAAAGAUCUUCAGCAGGAGCUCAAAGUUCUUAAAGGCUUGGGCAAGCACCCCAACGUGGUGUCUCUGCUCGCUUGUUGCACCGAGAAAGAACCUACUCUAGUUAUACUGGAAUAUCUUGUGAAUGGCAAACUACAAUCUUAUCUCCGUGAGCGACGCGCGCAUAUGCCGUACAAUAAUCUUCAUGGAACCUCGGCAUCGCUGUCACCUCGAGAUUUAACAAUUUUUGCCGUUCAGGUUGCCAAAGGAAUGGAUUAUCUGUCCACACAUGGCAUCGUUCACAGAGAUCUCGCGGCCAGAAACGUUCUGGUAGGUGAAGACAAAGUUUGCAAGGUGGCAGACUUUGGAUUUGCCCGAGACGUUGCAAACAAUCACGUCUACGAGCGCAAAAGUGACGGAAGGCUACCCAUCAGAUGGAUGGCUUUAGAAUCAUUAUACGAUAACAUAUUCACUAGUAAGACGGACGUGUGGAGUUUCGGAAUCCUUUUGUGGGAAAUAGUUACUUUAGGAUCCACCCCGUACCCAGGCAUGUCGGCCGAAGAGGUCAUGAAGAGAAUCAAAAGUGGCUAUCGGCUCGAGAAACCAAGCUAUUGUAAACGUGAGAUGUACAAUAUCAUGUACUAUUGUUGGUACGAAGAUGCAAAAGAUCGGCCGAGUUUUAAGGAACUCGUCAAGUAUCUUGAAGGACUUAUCACCUCCGAGGUGGACUACAUAGAACUGAACAACUUCCCAGAGAGAGCUUACUACAACAUUCCCACCGCGGCCGCCAGUGGCGAACUCCUCUAGGCAACACCUCUGCACCGGGAUCACUCACUUCAUACAUUAUUAAUUUUAAAAGAAUAAAUACUCCUAAGGAAUAUGUAAU
Messenger RNA from Hyalella azteca, 2549 nucleotides. RefSeq names its product tyrosine kinase receptor Cad96Ca. Gene Ontology annotation, biological process: cell surface receptor protein tyrosine kinase signaling pathway; positive regulation of kinase activity; protein phosphorylation. Gene Ontology annotation, molecular function: transmembrane receptor protein tyrosine kinase activity; calcium ion binding; ATP binding. The coding region runs from base 173 to 2470 and encodes 765 amino acids. The record is from RefSeq and is a predicted model, not a curated record. The transcript is spliced from 7 exons. Gene Ontology annotation, cellular component: signaling receptor complex; membrane. NCBI's taxonomy places the organism in Eukaryota, Metazoa, Arthropoda, Malacostraca, Amphipoda, Hyalellidae.